GCUCAGGCUGGCUUCCAACAGUGGGGAGAGUCCUGCUGGCUGCUUCCCAGCAGCCCACGAGCAGAGCUGCUCAGCAACUGGGAAGUGCUAGCCUGCCUCUGACCAUGGAGGUUCUCUCUGUGAGGGCUAGUAGGCAGACCUCGAGGUGGGCGAAGAAGAACUGAGUGGCCGGGCGGGGGCGGGGGGCGCGGUCCCUCUGGCCCAGUCGCCUGUCCCCGCGGACGGGAAGCCCACAAGCAGGCGCCAUCACCCACCCUCGCACGGGAAGGGCCCCUGAGGCUCUGCAGUGGGCGGCGGGGGGCGCUUGGAGAGGCUUGGCCAUCGCAGUGCGCUGCUUCUCCUUCUUCUUCGCCGCCGCCGCCUCCUCCUCGGGGAGGGGAUCGCAAGGGGUGCCGCGCGCAGAGCUUUGGGAGGGCCGCGGGGCAGAGCCUGCGCGCUCCGGGUCCCAAGGCCGCGGGGGCUGAGCGGAGCUUCUCGCCUCCACCCACCCCCCGCAAGCCUGUGGGUGUGGCUUCGCUUCCCUGGCAGCCGAUUGGCUGGCUGGGAUUUGGGGCCUGCAGGUGUCGGCGAGGCUUCUGCAUCCGCUCUCGGGUGCUUUAGGCGCGUCUGGGAGGGCGGAAUCGGGGGGGGGGGUCCUGGGGCCUCUGCGGCUGGGGGUCCCAGCCGGUGCUGGGGAGUCUUCUUUGCCGAGGGGCGCUGUUGAGAGGAUGCGCCGCGCUGCCUCUGCGCCUGCCCAGGCGUCCUCCCAGCCCACGCCCAGGAGGCUGCUCCAGGCAUCAUGAAGAAGCAGUCCUCCGGGAACGGGAGCCGGGCUCCGGAGCCAGCAGCCCCCCAGCAGAGGGGCAGGGUCAUUGCCAAGCUGGCGGAGUACGUGGGCUCCUUCGCUGUGGAGAGCACAGAACUCCAGCAAAAGGCCCACCUGGUCCAAGAGCAGCUUCAGGCCCUGAAGGACUGCCCCAGACGGCGGCCCGUCGUCCUGAAGUUCUGCCUGCAAGGCCUGAAGAUGUACAGCGUGGAGGGGGAGGCGCUGCUCAUGGCUCACGCCCUCCGGCGCAUCCUCUUCAGCACCUGGAGACCCACCGCCUGCCAGUUCGCCUUCGUGGCCCGCAACCCCCGCAGCCCCCCGAGUCGCCUCUUCUGCCACUUGUUCGUGGGCAGCCAGCCCAGCGAGGCCCAGGCGCUGCACUUGCUGCUGUGCCGCUCCUUCCAGCUCUGUUACCUCCUGAUGCACCCCGAGGAGCAGGACUGGCCCCCGAGCGGCUCCGCCCAGCGGGAGUCGGGGAGGCUGCCGGGAGCCUCCCCAGAGAGCCGGCUGGUCUGGGAGUCCCUCAGCCCGGAGGAGGUUUCCCAGAACGUCAACGCCCUGGUCUCCUUCCGGAGGCUGCCGUGCCCUGCGGACUUCGGUCCCUCCUUCAGCGUGAGAGAGAGGCUGGAUCUGGAGGAGAGAAGCAGUCUGAGCAACCCGCGUCCCGGCAAUCCGUACUGCUCCCCGAUUCUGGUGCGCAAGAAAGCCAUCCGCAGCAAGAUCCUCCGCUCCGGGGCCUAUCGGGGCUGCACCUUCGAGGGACAGUUGCUGCAGGGGGCCCGGGACCUGUUUCACACCAGCUGCGACAGCAAAGGGAGCAGAGGCAGCCUGGCCUACCUGUCGGAAAACGACGGCAGCCUGAUGGAGAAUGUGUGGUCUUUUGCGGGCAUCGACAGGGAUGCUGCGAUGGGGUUGCUCAGGAAGGAUGUCCUGGGCGCCUUCCUCCUCUGGGCAGAACCAAGCGCCGCCAGCCAGUGGUGUCUGACCGUGAGGACGCGCUGCGGAGUCAUCCCUUACCAGAUCUACAGGAGCCAGCUUGGGAAGUUCUCUGUGGAGCAUUUGAAUGUAGAGUUCCCCAGCAUGGAAGCCCUGUUGGAUCAUUACUCCGGGAGUCAAGGGGGCCUCUUUUGCUCCUUGGCUGCAGACCGGGUGAACCACUGUUAUGAGGAACAGGACGGCAUGCCAGAGAACGGCUGGAGAGAAGAGCGGAGUCGCCGGCAGGCCUCCUGGCUGUAUGGUGCCAGCAAAUCCUUGGCAGUCCAGCCAGAGCUUUGCUAAUGCUCGAGGUCACUUUCCUGCCCCCCACAUCUUAAUUGUGCUAGCUCUUUCCUGGUGCCGCAAAGAUGCGUUGUGUUUCCUCUCUUUAGCUAACCUUGUUGCUCUGGCGUGGUAAAGAUCGUGGGUGCAGGCCACUUCCCUAGCGCCUUGGCGAAACAGAAACAUCCACAAAUGUGUUUCUAGCCAAAGGCUUCCAUUGUGUCCGCACCUCUGGACUGGCCAGCCCUUCUCCAUCGUCCUCGUAAUGCAGGGAAAUAUUUCGUGUUUAACCUCAUCGCGGCUUCUCCGUCUCUUUGUAACCCCAUUUGUGGCUGCAAAGGGUGGCUUGUCGGGUGAACAUGAUUUCCCAAGAGCAUUGCCAGGCUUCGGUAAGUGUCUCUCCGCCUUCCGUGCAGUCUUGCUCCGAUUCACGGCUAGCAUUUUAGAUUUUCACAUCCGAGGGCAGCAGGGGAGGUUGCACGUCACGCAGGCGGUGCUCCGCUGCCGCCCCAAACGCUCUCGCUCUGCAGAUUCGUGUGUCUCUUUUGCAGCCGGCGGACCAGACUCCGUCCCUGCUUCGCUGCUGCUGGUGGCCUCCGUCUUCCUUUUUUCCUUAUGAGUGCCUGCAGUCUAACUUUAUUGAGAGAAAUCUAAGUAAUAUGUAUGUGAGCAUGCAUAUAUCAACAUAUACAUAGUAUACAUAUAUCGUGUAUAAAUGUUUAGAAUACAUAAUUUAUAUUUUAAAAAUGUUUAUAUUUAGAUGUCCUGCAAAUAUAUUUGUACUUGGAAAUCA
Hemicordylus capensis (graceful crag lizard) is the source of this 2855-nucleotide messenger RNA. RefSeq names its product SH2 domain containing 5 (gene SH2D5). The record is from RefSeq and is a predicted model, not a curated record. The coding region runs from base 779 to 2083 and encodes 434 amino acids. Gene Ontology annotation, cellular component: postsynaptic density. NCBI's taxonomy places the organism in Eukaryota, Metazoa, Chordata, Lepidosauria, Squamata, Cordylidae. The transcript has 10 exons.